GUUCCUAUAUAAAAGCUAACAGGAUAACACUUGAAGUAUUUGCAUCGGUAUCAGUUACAAACGAAGUGGUCUAAGCUGAAGAUAUGUUGCCUAAAAUAUUAAUUGUUGUUCUUGCAACAGUUAGCGUUAUCAAUGCAACUGUGAUCGUCAAUGUGUUUGAUGAUGAUCCCGACAUUGGAUUACUGUCAGCGAAGAGUAGCUGCAACCCUGCAGAGUGCGACCAACGUUGUCGCAGUCUCAAGUUCCCCGGUGGCGCCUGCAUCAAUGGUCGCUGCAAGUGUGACAAUUUCCGAAAUGCAGAAGUUGAGGUGUCUGAAAAUUCCCGCUUACAGCGUAAAAUGCCUUGUUUUAACUGGCCUUGUAUCGUGGCAUGUUCUUUACACAAAUAUCCGGCUGGACUCUGCAAAAACGGAGAAUGCCAGUGUUUUUACUUACAAAGAAUGGCAGGAAUUCCUGAAAAUAACAACGCCGAACAAGACAACACGCCACAAAUAGAUGAGGUUGAUUCUGAGCUGGAUAAAAAGAAGUGGGAAUGCAAUGCUACAAGGUGUGACAAAUUCUGCCGCAUACUCAAAUUCACUGGUGGCGCCUGUGUCAAUGGUCGAUGCAAAUGCAACAACAGCAGUAUUGCACAAAAUCCCGAACCUGAGCUUGUAAACAAGAAGAGUGACUGCAACCCUGCAGAGUGCGACCAACGUUGUCGUAGACUCAAGUUCCCCGGUGGCGCCUGCGUCAAUGGUCGCUGCAAGUGCGACAAUUUCCGAAAUGCUGAAGAUCAAAUUACCGAUAAUUCCUUACCGACUGUAGAAGAUUUCGUUCCUUUGCAAGAUGAUUUCGAGCCUGAGCUUGCUAACAAGAAGAGUAGCUGCAACCCUACAGAGUGCGACCAACGUUGUCGCAGACUCAAGUUCCCCGGUGGCGCCUGCGUCAAUGGUCGCUGCAAGUGUGACAAUUUCCGUAAUGCUGAAGAACAAAUUACCGACAAUUCCAUACCAACUGUAGUAGAUUUCGUUCCGUUACAAGACGACUUUGAGACUGAAAUUGCUAUCAAGAAGAGUGACUGCAACCCUGCAGAGUGCGACCAACGUUGUCGCAGACUCAAGUUCCCCGGUGGCGCCUGCGUCAAUGGUCGCUGCAAGUGUGACAAUUUCCGUAAUGCUGAAGAUGAUUUCGAGCUUGAUUCUUCACCCAAGUAUAACGAUUGCAGUCCCAUAGGGUGCGACCAACGGUGCCGCAAUAUCGGCUUUCCAGGUGGUGUCUGCGUCAAUGGUCGGUGCAAGUGUGACAUCUUACGUGACACACAAGAUGAAUACGAGCUUGAUCCCGCAACCAAGUAUGACGACUGCAGUCCUAUAGGGUGCGACCAACGGUGUCGCAAUAUCGGCUUUCCAGGCGGUGCCUGCGUCAAUGGUCGCUGCAAGUGCGAUAUCUUAAGUGACACACAAGAUGAAUACGAGCUUGAUCCCGCAACCAAGUAUGACAACUGCAGUCCUAUAGGGUGCGACCAGGAGUGUCGCAGAAUCGGCUUUCAUGGUGGUGUCUGCGUCAAUGGUCGCUGCAAGUGUGACAUCUUACGUGACAUGCAAGAGCCGUCACUACCUGAACCGAGGAUCCCGGGUAUUUUUGAUAAACUUCGCUGUAACUCGGACGUAUGUUACAAGCAUUGCACUAAAAUUGGAUUGGCAGACGGCACCUGUAAGAAGGGAAUUUGCAAAUGCAAGGUUAUGUGAAGCUCGAGUUUGUUUUUUCAAUUUUUAUCUGGUUUAUUAGAAAGUACCUCAUUUGAAGUGUAUUCAUAGUAUUUGUAAACUUAUGAAACCUCCAUUUAUCAUAAAAUAUAAGCAAUUCCAAAGUAGGACCUUUGCAUUUUUGUUAGUAAGUAAAUAUGUAUUGUCAUAAUGUUCACAUUAUUAUCAUAUAAUAGUCUCUAGCUUGAAUAAACAUUCUUUAUUUGAUAACAAAA
Helicoverpa armigera (cotton bollworm) is the source of this 1963-nucleotide messenger RNA. RefSeq names its product tenascin (gene 6tox). The transcript has 14 exons. Lineage: Eukaryota; Metazoa; Arthropoda; Insecta; Lepidoptera; Noctuidae. Gene Ontology annotation, biological process: defense response. Bases 84 to 1730 code for a protein of 548 amino acids. Gene Ontology annotation, molecular function: protein binding. The record is from RefSeq and is a predicted model, not a curated record.